Messenger RNA from Eimeria maxima, 402 nucleotides. RefSeq lists its product as hypothetical. The transcript has 2 exons. Lineage: Eukaryota; Apicomplexa; Conoidasida; Eucoccidiorida; Eimeriidae. The coding region runs from base 1 to 402 and encodes 133 amino acids. Gene Ontology annotation, molecular function: calcium ion binding. The record is from RefSeq and is a predicted model, not a curated record.
AUGCAGCGCCCUACCCAGCAGGAUCAAUGGGAUCCGUUGCUGCCUCAUUUGCUGCCUAAUCAGGACCAGGAGAACACGAGCAUCAACACAACAGAAGCAGCAGCAGCAACAGCAGCAGCAGCAGCAGCAGCAGGAGCAGGUGCAGCAGCAGCAGGAGGAGCAGGAAUAACUCCUGCAGAGCAGCAAAUAUUAAAGGAAGCAUUUGAUAUAUUUGAUAGAGAUGGCGAUGGUCUGCUGCAGCCAAAAGAAAUUAUGGCUGCAUGCACAGCAUUAGGUAUCGAUACACCUGAAUCUAUGCAGCAGCAGCAGCAGCAGCAACAGCAGCAUUACGACACAACUUUGGCACAUGAACAGCAGCAGCAGCAGCAGGAGCAGGAGCAGCAGCAGAAGGAGGAGCACUAG